Messenger RNA from Pomacea canaliculata, 2297 nucleotides. Its product is annotated as coactosin-like protein. The record is from RefSeq and is a predicted model, not a curated record. Bases 444 to 875 code for a protein of 143 amino acids. Gene Ontology annotation, molecular function: actin filament binding. Gene Ontology annotation, cellular component: site of polarized growth; actin filament; plasma membrane. Lineage: Eukaryota; Metazoa; Mollusca; Gastropoda; Architaenioglossa; Ampullariidae. Gene Ontology annotation, biological process: regulation of actin filament polymerization. The transcript has 4 exons.
UCAGCUGACCCGAGGCAGAAACGCCCAUCUGUCUGUCGUCUGCUUUGCCUCGCCGCUUGCCACUAUCCGAUUUAACUGAGUUGGCCGCUGAGGCGACAACCCCUUCGUGGCCAGUUUCACCACAGCUGCUAGUUACUCUAAAUUAAAAAAAAAAAUUGUGACUGGCCGAGUGCACGAGGCAGACUUGAGGAGUUGAGGAGCACCGGUCUGUCAGUGUGUACUGAUCGUUGUCUGUAAGAAAGUCGACGACCUCAGCGUAGUGUGGAAAAGUCAGCAAGGAAUUUCCCCACCUCCUUUUCGCAGUUUCCUGUCGACUUCAAAAGCGGACAUCCGCGGCUGUGUCCCACCAGAUUAUAAAGCGCUGUAAUUGUUUUCCGAAGUUUCCCCCCAUAACCUGUGUUGGGUAAAAGUUGGACCGGACUUGAAUUUUGUACUUUAACAGAAUGGCUACGAUCGAUAAGCAGGAAGUUCACGAAGCUUACGAGGAUGUCAGAAACGACGAAACACCUACAAACUGGCUAAUGCUCCGAUACGCGGACGACAACUCCAUUACAUUGGCGGGCAAGGGAGAAGACUACGAUGACUUGAGAAACAGCUUGGGAGAAAACGACCGCGCCUUCGCCUUUGUGCGGAUCACGAUGGGGGACGAGCUGAGUAAGCGUGCCAAGUUCGCGCUCAUCACGUGGGCGGGCAGCAACGUGGGGGGCAUCAAGCGGGCCAAGAUGAGCACGGCCAAGAUUGUCGUCAAACAGGUUAUAAAGAGCUUUGCGGCGGAGAUCAACGCCACAGACCAUGCGGAGGUAACUCUUGAUGUUGUGAAAGAUGUGCUUCUGAAGGCAGGGGGAGCUAACUAUGGAACUGGCGUGCGCGAGUAACGACAACAAAACGGACGUGCAUCCAGAAGUUGAGCCCGCGCCUGCUUUUAUGCUGCCAUGGGUACACUGACGAAGGACGUGGGAUUCUGUCCUCCAACUCUCUCUCUCUCCCAACCCCCCCAUCUCCCCUAGUCCCACAACAACCAGUUUCAUCAUUUGAGUUCCACAGACAACGCAGCGAGGCUAUCUAUUCAAAUCAGGGCAAAUCAUUUCAAAGAUGACAUCAGGACCAAUCAUUUCGAAGAUUACUGCCUCCAUCUUUGUGACUACUUGUCGAGAUACGAACGCACAUGAAUCGUCUACUUACAGUAAUAAUGAGUGUUAAAACAUUGUGCCCUUCAUUUUAUUUUUUAACGACUUGAAGGUGUCAAUUUGCUUUGUAAAUUUUGUUUUCUUAAGAUAUUUUUAACUGUUAUAUUUAGCUUCAUUUUUUGAUGUACAAUUUUUUAAAGUUAAAAUCUUCAUGCUAGGGUAAAACGCAUAUAGGCAGUGUGUAAAGGUCAGGUAGAUCUUGUGAACUGGUUGCCUAGAAACUGCACACACUUGUUUAAACUCUGUAAUAACACAUUAUAGAUAGAAUAAAUGUUUUCAUUUCAAAAUAUCGUAUUAUAAAAGAAAGUCAAAGAUUUCUUGGAACUAAAUUUCUAAAUGAUUAGCACAUUGAAUGAAGACUUUAUUUAGGAUGUUUAGUGUGAACUUCCACUUCAUUAGUGGCAUCGAGUGCUGUGUAAAAAUUGUGGCUUCAGCACAAUGUAUUUAAUCAUUGGGUGUAACACACCCCAGUGUAAAUGUAGAUGCUUAUUAUCUUGUUGAACAGCUGUUGCACGCUAAUGGAAAUGAACACCAAGAGCUGAAUGCUUGUGGAGACAAGACUGUUGUGUCAAAUGUCAGUGUUAUUUGCAGCAACAAUGCUCACAAAGGAUGUUAUGUUUACUGUGAAAAAUAUUCUUUGUAACAGUAUCACCGUGACAAUUUAAGAUAUUUUUACCAUGACUCACCUGUGUCCGUCUUAUCUUUUGAUCUCUGGCGGUUGCACAUAACACUGAUUGUUUAUUGACUGGCGUCUGUUCAUUCAUUUUGCUUUGAGAAUUUAAAAACUACUCAGCGUCAAAAUACUUUAUUCACCUGGAGUACAGGUUAUGCAUACAUAGCAAAUGUAAUCUAAGCCUUCUAAGUCAUAUUCCUCGGGGCUUAGCAGAUCCGCUUUAUAUUUAUUUUUGCAAACAAAGCACCUCAGUUCGAUUGCAAGUAGGUGACUAGUUACUGAUAUUUUUUCGUGUAGCUAAAUGGAAGCGUAAGAAAUUAUCCUCAGGAAAAAUAAAAGUAAUUUUCCUAGGAAAAUAAAGAGAAAUCGUACUGCUGUAAAGAAUGAAAUGACUGAUUAUGUUAUAAAUAAUAACAAAAUAAAAUAUUGAAACCUCA